AACCUGGGUCUGGCCCGGGAGGCUUGGGCGCGCGCAUCCAGCCUCGGCCACGCCAGGGACCGAGGGACGCAGGGAGGCGCGGCCACCGGCGGGACGGGAGCCUGGGCAAGGGGCCUCCGGCCGCUCACCAUGGUCAAGGGACGCUUCUCCAAGUUCCUGCAGAAAUUCGCCUUCUCGCGUGCGGGUCACCAGUACGAGCCGCUGGAGGGGGCCGAGUUGGAAACCUUGGUUGAUGAACAAUAUGAGCUGAAAGCCAUCGAGAAAGAGAAGACAGUUGUCGCCCUGCCCCCCAAGGAAGCGAGCAAAUGCCACAGAGAGGAUCUGGCCAAAGCAUUUUAUGUGGAUCUACAGACCGGCCUGUCGGAGUUCGCGGUCACGCAGCGCAGGCUGGUCCACGGCUGGAACGAGUUUGUCGCUGACAACACGGAACCCGUGUGGAAGAAAUACCUGGGUCAGUUUAAGAACCCCCUGAUCCUGCUGCUUCUGGCCUCUGCCCUGGUGAGCGUCCUUACGAGGGAGUAUGAGGAUGCCGUCAGCAUCGCCAUGGCCGUGCUCAUUGUGGUCACCGUCGCCUUUAUCCAGGAGUACAGGUCAGAGAAAUCUCUGGAAGAGCUGACCAAGCUGGUGCCUCCUGAAUGUAACUGCAUCAGGGAAGGGAAACUCCAGCAUCUGCUUGCACGCGACCUGGUGCCCGGAGACAUCGUGUCGCUCUCCAUCGGCGACCGGAUCCCUGCGGACAUCCGUCUCACGGAGGUCACAGACCUCCUGGUGGACGAGUCCAGUUUCACGGGGGAAGCCGAGCCGAGCAGUAAGACAGACACCCCGCUGACGGGCGGGGGCGACCUCACGACCCUCAGCAACAUCGUCUUCAUGGGGACCCUGGUGCAGUACGGGAAGGCACAGGGUGUCGUGAUCGGAACAGGAGAAAGGUCCCAGUUCGGAGAAGUGUUUAAGAUGAUGCAGGCCGAGGAGACGCCUAAAACUCCUCUGCAAAAAAGCAUGGACAAGCUGGGGAAACAGCUGACCCUCUUCUCAUUUGGCAUAAUUGGCCUGAUCAUGUUCACGGGCUGGUUGCAGGGGAAGCAGCUCCUCAGCAUGUUCACCAUCGGGGUCAGCCUGGCUGUGGCUGCCAUCCCCGAGGGUCUGCCCAUCGUUGUCACCGUCACGCUGGUCCUGGGCGUGCUGCGGAUGGCCAGGAAGCGGGUCAUUGUGAAGAAGCUGCCCAUCGUGGAGACUUUAGGUUGCUGCAAUGUCAUCUGUUCUGAUAAGACGGGGACUCUGACAGCCAAUGAAAUGACUGUCACCCAACUUGUCACGUCUGAUGGGCUCCAUGCCGAGGUCAGCGGUGUUGGCUACAACGGCGAAGGGACCGUCUGUCUCUUACCCUCAAAGGAAGUCAUUAAGGAGUUUUCUAACGUCUCAGUGGGGAAAUUAGUGGAGGCAGGCUGUGUCGCCAACAAUGCCAUCAUCAGGAAGAACACCGUGAUGGGGCAGCCCACCGAGGGCGCCUUGAUCGCCUUGGCAAUGAAGAUGGACUUAAGUGAAAUUAAAGAUUCAUACGUGAGGAAAAAAGAGAUUCCAUUCAGCUCGGAGCAGAAGUGGAUGGCGGUUCAGUGCAGCCCCAGAAAUGAGGAGCAGCAGGAAGACGUGCACUUCAUGAAGGGGGCCUUCGAGGAAGUCAUCCGCUACUGCACCACGUAUAACACGGGCGGCAUCCCUCUGCCGCUGACGCCCCAGCAGAGAGCCUUGUGGCAGCAGGAGGAGAAGAGGAUGGGGUCGCUUGGCCUGCGGGUGCUGGCCCUGGCUUCCGGGCCCGAGCUGGGGAGGCUGACCUUCCUGGGUCUCGUGGGAAUCAUCGACCCCCCGAGGGCUGGUGUGAAAGAGGCGGUCCAUGUGCUCUCCAAGUCGGGCAUGUCCGUGAAAAUGAUAACGGGAGACGCUCUGGAGACGGCCUUGGCCAUAGGACGGACCAUCGGCCUGUGCAGCGAGACGCCGAGUGCCAUGUCUGGGGAGGAGGUGGAGAGCAUGGAGCAGGGCGAGCUGGCUGAGCGCGUCGGGCAGGUAUCGAUCUUCUUCAGAACCAGCCCCAAGCACAAACUCAAAAUCAUCAAGGCUUUGCAGGAGUCAGGCGCGAUCGUGGCCAUGACAGGGGACGGGGUGAACGACGCGGUGGCCCUGAAGUCAGCGGACAUCGGGAUCGCCAUGGGGCAGAUGGGCACCGACGUGAGCAAGGAGGCCGCCAACAUGAUCCUGGUGGACGACGACUUCUCAGCCAUCAUGAACGCGGUGGAGGAAGGCAAGGGGAUUUUUCACAACAUCAAGAACUUUGUCCGGUUUCAGCUGAGCACGAGCAUCUCGGCCUUGAGCCUCAUCACGCUGUCCACCGUGUGCGACCUGCCCAGCCCCCUCAACGCCAUGCAGAUUCUAUGGAUCAACAUCAUCAUGGACGGGCCGCCCGCGCAGAGCUUGGGGGUGGAGCCGGUGGAUGGGGACGCCCUGCGGCAGCCGCCCCGCAACCUCAAGGACACCAUCCUCAGCAGAGCCCUCAUCCUGAAAAUCCUCCUGUCGGCCGCCGCCAUCAUCAGCGGCACCCUCUUCAUCUUCUGGAAAGAGAUGCCCGCAGACAAGGCCAGCACCCCGCGCACCACGACCAUGACCUUCACCUGUUUCGUGCUCUUCGACCUGUUCAACGCCUUGACCUGCCGCUCCCAGACCAAGCUCAUCUGCGAGAUCGGCUUCCUCGGGAACCGCACGUUCCUCUACUCCGUGCUCGGCUCCAUCCUGGGGCAGCUGGCGGUGAUUUACGUGCCGCCCCUGCAGAAGGUCUUCCAGACGGAGAACCUGGGGGCGCUCGAUCUGCUGCUUUUAACCGGCUUGGCCUCGUCCGUGUUCGCCGUGUCCGAGCUCCUCAAACUAUGCGAAAGGCUCUGCUCCAGGGCCAAGAAAGCGCAGGCGCACCAGGAAGAUGUAUGAUGGACCCCGACCGUGUAAAAACCCUAAAUCUCUAUUUUUAUGUGCCGGAGGCCCUCUUCCCUCCCUGCCUCUUCCGAGGGGUGUUUCCUGUGUCAGGUCCCACACGGGCUCUUCUGGGACACCAGCGGGAAGCGGCGGCCCAGCCCCCCGUCUGUCCACCGUGCUCCCCACGGGGCCCUGGGACAGCGAGGAGCCGGCUCAGAACGCCUUGCUAUUUAUUAAAUCCCGGUGAUUUUUAUUAA
Messenger RNA from Phacochoerus africanus (Common warthog), 3215 nucleotides. RefSeq names its product ATPase secretory pathway Ca2+ transporting 2 (gene ATP2C2). The record is from RefSeq and is a predicted model, not a curated record. Bases 130 to 2973 code for a protein of 947 amino acids. Gene Ontology annotation, molecular function: ATP binding; P-type calcium transporter activity; ATP hydrolysis activity. Gene Ontology annotation, cellular component: endoplasmic reticulum; Golgi membrane; plasma membrane. Gene Ontology annotation, biological process: intracellular calcium ion homeostasis; manganese ion transport; calcium ion transmembrane transport. NCBI's taxonomy places the organism in Eukaryota, Metazoa, Chordata, Mammalia, Artiodactyla, Suidae. The transcript has 27 exons.